AUGACGGAUGGUGCUGCCGCGGCAGUGUGUUGCUCAUGCUGUUGUUGCUGUGUUGUAAUUCCAUUAACUUUAGGGCUUCUGAUUUACUUCUCCUUACACCCUACCCGAUCCGUAAUGAAUAUCGAAAACAUAUACAUUCCUGCACUCGACAUAGCCUCAAACGAUUCAAAAACCAUCAACACCACAACUGUAUCAUUCCGUCUAAUUUCCUAUAACUUCAGCCCGAGGGAGCUUUACUUGGAUGCCGUCAACAUAACAUAUUACUACGGUAACAACGACUCCGUUAUUGGAUUUCAGUCCAUACCUGCAUUUGAUAUUGGGGAGAAAGGAGGUUCUAUUAUCCGUGAUGAGAUGAUACGUACUUCAGGGAUAUCUUGGGAGGAGGCAAGAAUGGUUGUUUCAAAUGGGAGUUUAGCUAUGUUUCGAGUGAGAUUAGACACAAAGUUUAGGGCUUCAAAUUCUUACUUCUGUGAAUGGCUAAAUCACUGGUCUUGUUUCCCGCCGACGAAAAGAAUCGGGGUGAAAUUAGGAGCUAAACUAAAUGUCAAUGAUCAUGGAAAGACUCCUAAGAACGUUGUUAAGCUAUCGUCCAAACCUGCAAACUUCAUAAUGCAAUCAUCCAUAGCUGCGACAGUGCAUGUUAUGGAUUGCGUUCGCACAAGUCUUUUGGCAGCACUGGUUCUUUUUCUACCUAUUUUGCUUUAG
This is a messenger RNA of Papaver somniferum (opium poppy), 705 nucleotides long. Its product is annotated as protein NDR1-like. Bases 1 to 705 code for a protein of 234 amino acids. The transcript has a single exon. Gene Ontology annotation, biological process: defense response to other organism. The record is from RefSeq and is a predicted model, not a curated record. NCBI's taxonomy places the organism in Eukaryota, Viridiplantae, Streptophyta, Magnoliopsida, Ranunculales, Papaveraceae.